AAAAGCCGAACCCGGAUGUAGACCUUGUUCCGUGUAAACGCUGUUAGCGAUAGCAAAAGAUUUUUUGUUUUGUUUUUCCGCAGGCUCAAAACAACGAAAACCUAAUAAAUGGGGAGAUAUAAGUGUGCCUAUAAUUGUGAGAACUCAAGCGAUCCAGAUGUUAAAUUCUUCAAGUUCCCUCUGUAUAAUCCCAGAAAACUGAAGAAAUGGCUGGCCAACAUGAAGUGGAAGGACUGGACUCCGUCCCGCUUCUCUGUUCUCUGCAUGGAUCAUUUCGAGGAAUGGUUCAUCGACAGAUCGGGAAAGUCUGCCACGCUCCGAGAAGAUGCCGUUCCCACCAUCUUCUCGUCGUCUGACAACACGCAGAGAAAAACGGCUUCUACCAACACCAGACGUAAGAGGCAAAAGACUUCUGAUGCUGAAACCUCAGAGGAGUCGUCUCAAACUGCAACAAGCCCUCCGGUCACAGCCCAGAGCAAAGAUCUGAACCAGACGGAGGAAGAACUUCUGGAGGACGAAGCAUCMGGAGACGAGCAGAAGAAACCAGAGAAAUGGAGAAUCGUAGUUGAUGAGCGGCUGAUGAAGAUUGACUCGUUUCCACACUUUUUUCAUGGAGACUACUGCGCCCAGCAGAACAUUCACUGGGCUCCAGAUGAUAAUUCCAGUACGAACAGUAAAGACUGUGAUCAGAUCAUAGAGGUGAACGAGCCGUGGCAGUGGCUGGGGCUGGACGUCAGGGGUCCGCUGACACGAACGCCCACUGGACACAGGUACAUCCUAACGGUGACGGACUACUUCUCCCGAUGGGUGGAGGCCGCAGCCAUGCCGUCGUGCCUCCCGUCUCACGUGGCGAAGAGCGUCGCUGACAUCGUCGCCCACCUGGGCUACCCGGUCCGAAUCCUGUCCAGGCUGCCUCACGACGUAGUCCACAGGAUCAACCGAGAGCUGAAGGAGCGGCUGAAGGUUCAGGUCGACCUGGUGGUUCAUCAUCCGCAGACGGGAACUGUGGAUUGGGUUACACCACAGAUGAUAGACAGGAUGGUAAGCGAACUAUCAGAGCAGCAUGAAGCCGACUGGGAUGUUUACCUGCCUGCUAAAGUUUUCAGUCUGUGCUUCAAGGAGCACUCAGCGACGAAGCAGAGGCCCUUUUCACUGCUGUGCUGUUCGGGCCGAGAGCCCGUUCACUCCCCCAGAGGGCUGGAUUCUGAUAACGCCAAGAUCCAGAAAUGCACUUUAGUGAUUAAAUAAACAUUAAUUCUGACAUUUGAACCACAGAGGAGUGUUUUUAUCCUCUGAAGCUACAGAAACUACAGAAAAAGCUGCAAUCUGCUGCAUCCUAUACUCGCCUGAGGAGUCUGAUGAAUUCCUGCUGAACAUACGUUCUUGUGUUUUUGUACUGUAUUUAUUUCCACUCUUGUAGAAUAAAAUAUUUUCAUUUCAA
Messenger RNA from Austrofundulus limnaeus, 1441 nucleotides. RefSeq lists its product as uncharacterized. Gene Ontology annotation, molecular function: DNA-binding transcription factor activity; RNA polymerase II cis-regulatory region sequence-specific DNA binding. The transcript has 12 exons. NCBI's taxonomy places the organism in Eukaryota, Metazoa, Chordata, Actinopteri, Cyprinodontiformes, Rivulidae. Gene Ontology annotation, cellular component: nucleus. The coding region runs from base 109 to 1248 and encodes 379 amino acids. Gene Ontology annotation, biological process: regulation of transcription by RNA polymerase II; DNA integration. The record is from RefSeq and is a predicted model, not a curated record.